AUGAGCUCCUUCGACCUCCCGGCACCCUCCCCACCUCGCUGCAGUCCCCAGUUCCCCAGCAUCGGCCAGGAGCCCCCCGAGUUGAGCCUUUACUAUGAGAACUUCUUCCACCCACAGGGGGUGCCCAGCCCUCAGAGGCCCCCCUCCUUUGAAGGGGGCGGCGAGUACGGGGCCACCCCCAACCCCUACCUCUGGCUCAACGGGCCGGCCAUGACUCCGCCACCCUACCUGCCUGGCACCAACGCCAGCCCCUUCCUGCCCCAGGCCUACGGUGUGCAGAGGCAGCUGCUGCCUGGCAUGUCUGGGCUGGGGGGCGGCGACCUGGGCUGGCUGCCCAUCCCCUCGCAGGAGGAGCUGAUGAAGCUGGUGCGGCCCCCCUAUUCCUACUCGGCUCUCAUUGCCAUGGCCAUCCACGGGGCGCCCGACAAGCGCCUCACCCUCAGCCAGAUCUACCAGUACGUGGCCGACAACUUCCCUUUCUACAACAAGAGCAAGGCUGGCUGGCAGAACUCCAUCCGCCACAACCUGUCUCUCAAUGACUGCUUCAAGAAGGUGCCCCGCGAUGAGGACGACCCGGGCAAAGGGAAUUACUGGACCCUGGACCCCAACUGUGAGAAGAUGUUCGAUAAUGGAAAUUUCCGCAGGAAGAGGAAGAGAAAAUCGGAUAUUUCCUCCAGCACAGGAUCCCUGGCCUCCGAGAAGACGGAGAACAGCCUCCUGGCGGGCAGCCCCAAGACUGCAGAGGCCCAGGACAUCUUGGACAGCACGUCCCUGGGGACCACUGGCUCCCCAGAGAAGCAGUCCUCCCCUCCCCCGCCGGGCACGCCCUGCCUCAACAGCUUCCUCUCCACCAUGACUGCCUAUGUGAGCGGGUCGAGCCCAGUGAGCCGCCCUGUGGCAACACCAGGACUGAGCCCUGAGCCCACUGACAAGAUGGGGCAGAACUUGCUCAACUUCAGCUCUUAUACCCCACUCACCAACCUCAGCAGCCCCGGGGGUGGCGGCGAGUGGGCCAACCCCAUGCCCGGCAAUGGUCUUGGCUACGGAGGCUCGGUCCUCAACCAGUUCAGCCCUCAUUUCUACAACAGCAUCAACACAAACAGCGUCCUCUACCCCAGGGAGGGCACCGAGGUCUAGAACAGAACAGCUCCCAAACCCACUGGACAUACACAGGAGAAAAGCGGCCGAGGCCUCCCAUGCCAGCAUCACUGCGGUCCAAGACCUCUGACCUGCCCAGACAUGCACAGAAACUCAGGAAUUCAGCCUUUCUAGAACGUGCUGUAAACCUUCUCUUUAUCUCACAUAUGUCCACACACACA
Messenger RNA from Ailuropoda melanoleuca (giant panda), 1319 nucleotides. It is a transcript of the gene FOXI1, whose product is annotated as forkhead box I1. Gene Ontology annotation, molecular function: DNA-binding transcription factor activity, RNA polymerase II-specific; RNA polymerase II cis-regulatory region sequence-specific DNA binding. The transcript has 2 exons. Lineage: Eukaryota; Metazoa; Chordata; Mammalia; Carnivora; Ursidae. Gene Ontology annotation, biological process: cell differentiation; regulation of transcription by RNA polymerase II; anatomical structure morphogenesis. The record is from RefSeq and is a predicted model, not a curated record. The coding region runs from base 1 to 1137 and encodes 378 amino acids.